AUGACUCCGUUACCGAUUGGAUCUCAAGGUACCUACCAAAGGAUGAAACACCAAAAAUAUUUACGGAUCAUAACACUUUAUUGCUCAACGGUUGUAGUGUCAUGUUUCUUCUAUUCGUCAUCACAUACUGUCUUCGCAUCUCCACUAUCUGCACUGCAUCAAAUUAAGCAGACAGUUAAUAUUCGGUUCCGCGAUAAACUGGAAAAAGAAUAUUUUAUUACCUCGUCACCGACUCUUGACUUCAGUACUCCACAGUGCACUUCAGAAAACGAUUGCCAAGAUGAAAUUGUAUCAGGGUCCGGUGAGAGCCUUUCCGAAGGACUGUCAAGUACGACAUUCCCAAAUAACCAUAAGACAUCAGAGAAUGGGGCUUUUCCGCAACCACAAGGAAACUUUGGCCAAGUAAUUGAAAAAGCGAAGGAUUUUGCCAAUAAAUAUUUGAGUAAAGAGGAGCAGUUAGAACUACGAAAUGCAGCAUUACAGGCUACAGCCAGUGGAGCAACAAAUAUUAACGUUCGAGAAGUGAUUUUGCGCCAUCUGAACGCUAUGUUGACACCAGAAGAAAAACGUGAAAUUGCCGCUCGAAUGAAAGAGCUGAAGAAAGAUUUUGGAGAUGAAGCCUUCUUAGGUCAAGACUAA
Enterobius vermicularis (human pinworm) is the source of this 639-nucleotide messenger RNA. The record is from the annotation of a GenBank genome assembly. Lineage: Eukaryota; Metazoa; Nematoda; Chromadorea; Rhabditida; Oxyuridae.